Saprolegnia parasitica CBS 223.65 is the source of this 345-nucleotide messenger RNA. RefSeq lists its product as hypothetical. The annotation marks the transcript as partial. The transcript has a single exon. Lineage: Eukaryota; Oomycota; Saprolegniomycetes; Saprolegniales; Saprolegniaceae. The record is from RefSeq and is a predicted model, not a curated record.
UGGUCCCGACGCGAUCGACCUGCGCUGCUACACGCUCGAUGUCGUCAACCAGACGAGCUACUGCGCGACGCUGCGGGUGACGACAGAGGAAGAGACGAGACUGCUGUGUCGUGUGGAGCUCUACCAGCUGCGCGUCGCGGCGGCGGCGGACGUGGCCGCGUGGCCGGCCCAUCGACGCAUUGCGCUCUGGGACAACGAGACGCCAGCGCUCGUGUUCUCGGGCGACUGGAGCUAUGCACGAGCGGCCGAGACCAGUUGACAAGGCGAUCCAAGUCUCGGUGCACCCGACAUGCCACUGCAUUGAAACCAACCACGCCGGCCGCCGUGUGGUAUAAAAGCAACUAA